Mycena citricolor is the source of this 1145-nucleotide messenger RNA. The record is from the annotation of a GenBank genome assembly. Lineage: Eukaryota; Fungi; Basidiomycota; Agaricomycetes; Agaricales; Mycenaceae.
CGGAAACAGUGACGAUUAUCGAUGGGCUCAACUAUAAAACAGGAGGUCCCAGAAGGCUUGGCCGAUAAUCUCUCGAAACUUUACCCCACAAUCGACUCCAGAUGCCAGCUAGCACCUCUGUCAAAUUGAACACCGGCGCUGAGAUGCCCACGGUUGGCCUUGGUGCGUCUCACUGACCAUCAUCCGAAGCGGCGCUCAGCUGAUUGAGAUGUAUUUUCAACCCACUUAUUCUAGGAACGUGGAAGAGCCAACCUGGACAGGUCGAGCACGCCGUUGAGUUCGCCCUCCGGAAUGGAUACAAAUCCAUCGACACUGCUGCGGCCUACAAGAACGAGACUGAGGUCGGCAAGGGCAUCGCCGCGUCGGGUGUCCCGCGCAGCUCGUUCUUCCUGACGACCAAGUUGGACAACCCUGACCAGGCGGAAGCACCGGAAGCUCUCGAGUCCUCGCUCAAGAAUCUUGGGACGGACUACCUUGAUCUCUGGCUGAUGCACUGGCCGGCUCCCAUGACAAAGGGCACCCCUGCUUUGGCUGACAAGAGCAAGGACUGGCUCGAUGCAUGGAAGUCCAUGGAGAAAUUGUACAAGGCGCACCCCGACAAGCUCAAGGCGAUCGGCGUCUCCAACUUUUCCGUCAAGUUCAUGGAGCGUCUGCUCGAGGUUGCGGAGGUCAUUCCUGCCGUGAACCAGAUUGAGCUGCACCCGUCGUGCCCUCAACAAGACAUUGUCGACUUCUGCCUCUCCAAAGGCAUCGCAGUGACAGCCUACUCUCCCCUUGGCUCCGACAACUCUCCUCUUCUCACGAACGAGGUGGUCAACAAACUUGCGGAGAAGCACAGUGUUACUUCCGCCAACAUUCUCGUAUCCCUCCAGGCCAACAGGCCAGGGGUCACCGUCCUCCCCAAGUCUGUCUCCAACGAGCGUAUUCUCGCGAACAAGACAAUCGUUGAUCUGACCGCGGAAGAGGUCGCUGAACUGCAGGCCAUUGACAAGACUGCUCACUUCCGUGCUUGCCACCCAGACUGGACUGGCUGGGGAAGCCUGGGUUUCCCUGACUGCGAGUAGUAGAGUAUCGUAUAAAUUAUACAUACACUAAUCUACUGUACCUUGUGAAAUAGAGGCAAAAAUGUUGUAGACCCUCUCCGA